CCAACCAACGGAUAUCAGUUUGCGGGCGUUUGUGAUACUGUUGAGUUCAGUGUUGAGACUCUGUGUCGCAAAAUUCAUUUAUACCCAGAAUAAAUUGGGCUCGGAAGCGGGAAUUCCAUUUGAGUCUUGCAAUCACAAUUCUCAGUCACUCUGCGACCGUCGUCUGGUUUAAAUCGUGCAUCACUUCUUAAGAAGAUAUCUUCUUUUAUUUUCUGUUCAAUAAAGAAAUCCUCCACGAGGUCUCUUCAUUGAAAAAAUUGAAGAGCCACUUGAGAUUGUUACACUAUUGACAUUUAAAAUUGCAGUGUGGUUCAUGUCAUAUAUAAAAAAAAAUUCUGCGUACUUCGACAAGUGAGAUAAACAAAUAAAAAUAAAGUUGAUAAAGUUACUAAAAUAAGUGGCAGUGCCGCAAGUGAGGUGACAUUUAAAAUUAUAAUAAUAAGAAAAAUCCCCAUGAUAGUAUUAAUAUCGUGGCAGAAUAAUAUUGGAUGCAAAAGAGCCAAUCGAUAUUGGCAUUGGUGUUAAUUGAAUUUGAAAGUGUGCAAUCUGUUAAUUAACUGAAAAUUACAAUCUUGGGUGUCUCUAUAAUCCAGCUGGUGAGCAUAUUAAAAAAAAAUAUAUUGGGAUCAUUCGUGUCAAGUUCAGCCACCCAAUUUAGUCGUCAUGUGGGUGAAACCGGUGCACUUUUGACGAUCACCAUCUCCAAAGAGACUCACCUGGCCAGAAAUCUCCGUGCUCAUUCAUCUUCCCAAGAGAUCAAGAGGGAUAUUCUUUUGGACUAACAGCAUAACGGUGGCAUUAGCACAAUGAUGGACUCCAGUUCUACUACGUCAACAACGACCACAGAACCUCCUAAUUUAGUCCAAAAGCGGUUAGAAUGUAUGGAACAACUUAAUUCAUCUAGUACAUCAAUGAAAGGGACCUAUUGUCCAGGAACAUUUGAUGGAUGGCUGUGCUGGCCAAAUACCGAAGCUGGAACAAAGGCAUUUGCAAAGUGCCCAGACUUUGUCACAGGAUUUGAUCCAACACGCUAUGCCCACAAGGAAUGUGAUUUGGAUGGAGUUUGGUUUAAGCAUCCCUUAACAAAUAAGACGUGGUCCAACUACACAACGUGCGUUAAUUAUGAUGACUUUGAAUGGAGGCAGCAAGUCAAUUUAAUAUACGAAACGGGAUAUUCGAUAUCCCUGAUUGCCAUCCUACUAUCUUUAGUGAUUUUAGGCUAUUUUAGGUCCCUCAAGUGUUCCAGAAUUACAUUACAUAUGAAUCUGUUUUCAUCAUUUGCCGCCAACAAUUCCCUCUGGUUGCUCUGGUAUCGAGUUGUGCUGGGAUCACCAGAAGUUCUUGAGCAGAGUGAAGCUGGUUGCGUUGUGCUCCACCUGGUGCUCCACUACUUUCUCCUCACAAAUUAUGCCUGGAUGCUGUGCGAGGGCUUCUAUUUACACACCGUCCUCGUUGCUGCGUUCGUGUCUGAAAAGAAGCUGGUAAAGUGGUUAAUUUGGCUGGGAUGGGGUGCUCCUGCCAUUGUAAUAGUGCAGUAUGGACUUUUAAGAGGAUUUCAUGGAAACGAAAUAGAUACAAUGCAGUGCUGGGCGAAUGAGACUUUCUACAACUACAUACUUGUUGCACCUGUUGUCAUAUCUAUGCUACUUAAUCUCUUGUUCCUGUGCAACAUUGUAAGGGUGCUGUUGCUCAAGUUAAAAGCUCCGGCUGGUCUACAAGGCGGUGGUCCAUCUAGAACUGUCUUACAAGCUUUUAGAGCCACUCUGCUUCUCGUUCCACUUCUUGGACUGCAGUAUAUCUUAACACCCUUCCGACCGGAGCCAGGACAUCCUUGGGAGCGCGUUUAUGAGACCGUAUCAGCUUUUACAGCUUCAUUUCAGGGCUUAUGUGUUGCCUCUCUGUUUUGUUUCUUCAAUGGUGAGGUAAUGGCUCAGGUUAAGCGGAAGUGGAGGACUCUCUUUUUUCGGCCACGAGCUAAUUCCUACACGGCAACUCAAGUUUCGUUUGUGCGAUGUGCUCCACAAGUUCCUGGUGAGGAGAAGGUCUGACUAACCGAGUUGAAUAAGAGCGCAGGUAACGGCAGCUCCGUGGAUGAUGAUAAUCACAAUGAGCGUCUUGAACUGAUGACCAGACCCCAGGAAGUUCCUCUUCAUGAAGAUGCCAAAGAAUCGCUGAUUCAUCAAGAGACCACGGCUGAGAAUAUGCAUCCCUCCACGAGUGCCACAUCCAAUGGGAGCAGUCACAAAGUUACAUUUAUCAACAACACUAAUCCAUUGCCAGCCUCGUCCAAGGAUGACAACGUCUAGGAAGCACCAAACCUACAUCAACCUACAUCAUCCAUCGAAGAGGAAUUACAUAAAGCUUGCGGCUCUAAACAGAGACACUUAACUAGUGGGGACAAGUCUUAGGAAAAUAUAAAUCUCCAAAGUGCCAUAGAUUAGAAUGGGAUUGUAAAUUUAAGAUAUGAAAGAAAAACUGAAUUUUGUGAAUAGUCACAAUGUAUUAUAGAUAUUACUAGUUAGGGAAUUAUUGACCAUUUUCAGAGGUAUUACAACUGUCUGCUAUACACACAAGAACAUGAUGAAGACUCAUGUGUUUUUCAUACUAAAAAUAAAUAUUGUAUUUGUGAUAUAAUUUUUUAUUUGACUCCUUGAAAUAUUUCCUUAUAGAUUUUUUUCUUUUCUUAAUUUAAUUUUCUUAAGGUUUAUCCACAAUUAAAUUAAAUAUUUAAUUUUUUGAAAUAUUUCAGUCUCAUUGUGUUAUCUGAUUGGCUUAAGCUUAAAAGCUUUCAAAGCUCUUGUCAAUCAAAAAACGCAAUGCAACUGAAAUAUUCAAUAUUGUUAAAUAUUUAACUACAUGAGGAUGAUAUUUUAAUUCGCGAAAAUAGUAGAGAUUAAAAAUUUAUGGGAAAAGCAUUUUGAUUUUUAGGUAGAAAUAUAAAAUUAAGAGGAAAAUGUUCAGAAUAAACUAUAAGAAUAUAUUUUUAUGAAUGUUAGAAUCUAAUAAAAACUAUCAAGAGGCAUUGUUUUAAUUUUUUAACUGGUGCUGCACAGGGAACUAAAAAGAAAAAAAUAUUUUGUAAAAUUGUUCGUAAAUGUUUGUGAAUUUCCACUGGAGCUUUAACCCUUCAACGACGAGACAGUUUUUGCGGACCAAAAAUCAGCAAUAAAAAUGAAACUAAUAAACAAAAUCAGUAAAAGGUCUUAAAUCUAGCCUUAGAAAAUCUAACAGAGUCUGAUUCGGUGUACUUUUUACCCCUAUGAGCGAUAGGGACACAAAUAGCCUAAAAAUUUAAGUAAUUUUUUUUAACAAUACCAAUGAAUGAUAAUUUUCACUCUAUUGAAAAAUAUUAUGUUUGAAUAUUGUAGUUUGUUUUUCCAAAACGGUUUUGGUUAAAAAAAAAUUGGAAGUUAAAAAAAAUAAUUAAAAUUUGUUAUCAUUAUAAAAAUUUAAAAAAUCGUCGUUUUUUAGCUUAAAAAUUUACUGUACUGCUGGAGACUUGCAAAAAAUAUCCUAGAUUCCUUCAAUCUUCUACUUUGCAAUUACGUACAAACCUAGGAAAAAAUAACUUUAGGUAGUCAGGAAAAAUUAUUUUCUUUAUGGGACACCGGUGUUCCAAUCGUCCUUAAAGGGUUAAGCUUACGCAAUCUUCAGACUAGAGGCUUAGCCCAGUUCUUGAAGAUCUCAAAAUCUUAAAUGUCGAGUUUUAUUGGUUUUUGUGAGCCUAAUAGGUCAUUCAUCUUUAAUAAUCCAAUCUCAAGUUAAAUUUUUCUAAAAUAUAGUGAUUGAUAAAAAAUUAGUGCAGUUAAGCCAUAUGGCUAAGCCUUAGGUCUAAGCCUAUAUUAGACUAGAGGUUUAGCCCAGUUCUAGAAGGUGACAAAAUCCCAAAUAUCAGUCAAUAUUAUUGAUUUUUCAGAAUUUAACAAAUUAUUUGCCCUUAAUAAUCGAAGUCUGAUUGAAACUUUUUUUAAAAAAGAUUUUAAAGGUAAGAUAUUAGAACAGGUAAGCCAUAUGGCUAAGCUUUAGGUCUGAAGCUUGUGUUGCGAAAUGCUCGUAAAUCGUAUAGUCCACUAAAAAGUUCUGAAAAAUUUGUACUUUUUUCACAAACACUGGCCUCAAUUCUGAGACCAAGAUAAAGAUAAAGAUCAAGAAAAUUUCAAGAUUUUGGUAUUCUGAAAUCAAAAAAUCAAGUUUAAAAUGUCAAAUGUUCGUAUAAUUUUUGUAGAAAAAACGAAAAAAACUCGUCAAGUGAUAAUUCGAACAAAGUUUGUAAAAAAAAAUACCAACUUUACAAACUUUUUAGAAAAUUAAAUGAUUUACCAACAUUUAGUAAGUUCGCAUUGGGAAUUCAAAAAAUAUUUACAAACGAUUUUAAGAAAUAUUACUUUCUGUUUAACUGGAAUAAAAAUAAAUAUUUUGCCAUAGAACAUACUCUACCACUGAAAAUUCUCAAUUGAAAAUUUUUAUUUUGCAAUUAAAAAAUAUUUUAGAUAAGAAAUAAGAUGAAAUUCUUAUAAAAUUGGAAUAAUAAAAAUUCUUUUAAAAAAUCUAUUCGUUUGAUAUUUGCAUCCAAAAAUACUCCUUUUAGGCUUUUGGUCACAUUCCCAGGACGAAAUAUGUAAAUGGCAGGAAAAAAGUUAUUUAUGAUACAAAUUUUAAAGCAUGAAAGAUAAAUAUUGUCAUUAUUAAGUACAAAAAAAAAAAAAGAAAUAAGGCAUUCAAAAUCCAAAAUUCGCUGUAAAAUAUUAACUUGAGUUAAGUAAUUCAUUUUAUAAAUAUUUUAUUAUAAUUUUUCAAUUUUUUUUAAUAAUCUUUUCUUGAAUUAUUAAUUCUUUCUCCAAUGCUCAAAAAAUUGUAACCGACUUACAUAUAAAUAUUUACAUUAAUGGCAUAAUCACAUUGACAAUAAAAUGUUCGCCGUAGCCUCACCGUAUUUCGUUUAUUUACCCAUUUUCAUUGAAAUUCUUACGCAAAUUUUCCAUUACCAUAUUACCUUAUCUCAUACUCGGUGGCACUAGGUGAAAAUAAUAUAAGAAAAUUGAAGAAAUAAAACGAAAAUUCGAUAAACGGUGAGCAAAAAACUGUAAGAGAAAUUAAUCGUAGUUUUUUUUCUCACCGUUUAUCGCAUUUUGUUUUAUUUUUUCAAUUUUCUUAUACUAUUUUCACCUAGUGCCAUCGAGUGCGAGAAAAGGUAAUACGGUAAUCAAGAAUUUGUAUAAGAAUUGCAAUGAAAAUACGUAAAUUAACGAUAUACUGUGAGAAUUUUACUGUCAAUAUGAUUCUGCCCUAAUGCAAUAAAAACAGCUAAAAUGUUGAUUUUAAAAGUUUCGUGCGCAGCCCAUUAGGGCAAGAUGGGGUAAUUCGGAAUCUUGUCUAUUUUGGAAUUUUGAGAUUUUCUCACUGUUUCGGAUGGUCAAAGAGAAAAGGAGCCAGGAAGAAGUGUCUUUACAUUCGUGGUUUUCCCAUUUUUCAUCUAAAACUGUUAGGAAAUCUCAAAGUUCCGAAUUAGACAUGAUUCCAAAUUACUCCAUUUUACCCUACUCAUAACUUUUAAAUAUAUUCCGUUAAAGUGAUUCAUCUGCAAUUAUUUUAAUUCACUUUUUUUAAAAUGAAAAAUCCACCUAAUGCCUCUUGGUUAAGAACUAUUAAAAGUGAAACGAAUUUAAUGUUAUUUAAGAGAUAUUUAUUGUAAAUUUUAAUUAUGAAGUUUAAAGAAGAAAAACAGGAAGAUAUUUGUGUAUAAAUUGCGCUUUAAUUUAUUGUUUAUAAAGAACUGUAAUAAACUAUGAAGAGUGCUUAUGAAAAGUUGUUUCUAAAAAAUGAAAAAUGGCUAUAGAAAAUUUAAAAAGAAAACAAUGCAGCCAACAAAUGAGUCUAAUUGUGAAAAUGUGAAAAAAAAGUUAAAUGGAAAAAGAGCAUCUUUGGAAUAAAAGUUGUCUUGGUUUUGUAUGUUUUUUCUAAA
Molecule: messenger RNA, 5962 nt
Organism: Phlebotomus papatasi
Lineage: Eukaryota; Metazoa; Arthropoda; Insecta; Diptera; Psychodidae
Gene: Dh31-R
Product: calcitonin gene-related peptide type 1 receptor
Exons: 11
Coding region: 807-2048 (413 amino acids)
Biological process (GO): cell surface receptor signaling pathway; adenylate cyclase-modulating G protein-coupled receptor signaling pathway
Cellular component (GO): plasma membrane
Molecular function (GO): calcitonin receptor activity
Source: RefSeq, a predicted model, not a curated record